Fulmarus glacialis (Northern fulmar) is the source of this 1904-nucleotide messenger RNA. It is a transcript of the gene IL17RA, whose product is annotated as interleukin 17 receptor A. Gene Ontology annotation, molecular function: interleukin-17 receptor activity. NCBI's taxonomy places the organism in Eukaryota, Metazoa, Chordata, Aves, Procellariiformes, Procellariidae. Bases 111 to 1505 code for a protein of 464 amino acids. The transcript has a single exon. The record is from RefSeq and is a predicted model, not a curated record.
CAUAUACCGAUCUUCCUCUGCCACCCUUGAAGCCCCGAAAGGUUUGGAUUGUGUAUUCUGCUGAUCACCUGCUGUAUGUGGAUGUGGUGCUGAAGUUUGCUGAGUUUCUGAUGACAGUCUGUGGCACUGCUGUAGCCUUAGAUCUGCUAGAAGAUCAUCAGAUCUCAGAGUUAGGGCCGUUACCUUGGCUUACUAGACAGAAGAAGGAAAUGGAAGACCUAUCUUCAAAGAUCAUCAUCUUAUGUUCACGGGGCACGCAGGCCAAAUGGCAAGCCAUGCUUGGGAGCGAGCCUGUGUGUCUCAAGCAAGAUCAGCAAAAGCCAAUGGGAGACCUGUUCACCCCAGCCUUGAAUUUGAUCCUGCCAGAUUUCAAGAAGCCAGCCUGUUUCGGAAUGUAUAUAGUCUGCUAUUUUGAGGGGAUAAGUAGUGAGAAAGAUAUACCUGAUCUGUUCAAUGUCACAUCCAGGUACCAACUGAUGGACAAGUUUGAGGAUAUUUAUUUUCGGAUUCAGGACUUGGAGAAGUUUGAACCUGGGCGCAUCCAUCGAAUCCGGGAAAUAACAGCUGAAAAUUACAUUGAUACCCCUAGUGGGAGGAAGUUGAAAGAGGCAGUACAAAAGUUCAAGAACUGGCAGAUGGAGCACCCAGACUGGUUUGAGAGUGAAACCAUCUGCUUGGAUAAUGAUGAAGAGUUGCAGUCCCUAAACAGAGAGAGCCAGGUGGAUUCAUUGCUAAGUGAACCAGGUGGAAUUGUGAAACACCAGCUGCACCUACGGGAGCCUGACCCUAACUGCUGUUAUGUCAUCAACCUCCACAUGCAUGAAGGUGAAAGUAGAGGCUGUAAACUGCAACCUCAACUUAAUCCAUGUGAGGAUCCGACUUCUCAGACUAUGGUCCUUCCUAUGGAUGAGGCUCCUCUAGUUCAGGUAGUGGAGCCAGUCUCUUCCACGGAAGAUAGAAAUAUACUGGGUCAUCAUGUGCUGAGUAAUGAGGACUGUAUGGAAGGAGUUCCUCUUCUAGAGACAAGCUUUCCAAUGAGGAAUAACAUCAUCCUCCACGAUGACUCUGAAGUUUCAGCAAUAGAUGACCAGAGUCCUGCAAACCUCUCGGGUGAACUGAGACACCAUCUGAAUGGACUCAUGUACUCUCUUUAUCAGCAGAGUGUCAUUCCUUCAGAGCCAUCUCCCUGUCAAGAGGAGGCUGACAAGCAACACCAGUUGGUCUUUGAUGACCAAUGCAAAGACCAAAGACAGUCAGUGCAGUCAGACCAGGGCUACAUCUCUAGAUGUUCUCCUCUGCCUCCUGAUGACCUUGUGGAGGAGGAGGAGGAAGAGGAGGAGGAGGAUCAGGAAAAACAGGUGGUCUUCCAUGAACUCUCUCCAGAGGUCUUGAACAGUCUAAAGAGCCUCCAGCAGCAGCUGUUUUUCCAGGACAUUCAACGGAGCUCUGACUGGGGGUAUCCAGCUGAGAUGAUGGACACUGGACAAUCUUUGGAGGACUGUUAGGCUCUAUCUGGGACCUGCUCCAUUUGAAAUACAGGGAUGGAAGGUGGUACCGUGCACCGUGCUGAAACUGUGUUUCCAACACCGUCCUUGUCCUUGUAUUAUAAAUGACUUACUGGUGGGAUCUUCCUGUCGGCUGCUAGGAGGCAGCAGACUGGUAACGUUGCUUCCAAUCUCUAUGGAGAGAAGCAAUGAAUAUUAGCCACCCCUGUGAAAGAACAGACAGUGGUUCUGUUCCUCGAGGAAAUGUACUACAUUGAGUCCUCGCUGACAGAUGGCAGAAAAAUUAUUGUGGCUCAUCCACUUGUGCCUUCAAAAUGCCCUCCAGCUGUACUGGUUCUAUUGCACUGGAUAAAAGUCAUGGCCAGGGUUUGGAAAAUAGAUUUGGAUAACGUGGCAAAA